AUGAGUUUGAAAAUUUUUCCGACAGAUGCAAUGUAUAAACUCGGAAGUGGCAGCAUGCAAAGCUGCAACUAUGACUUUUCUUUACUUCCAGAAUCAAUUUAUGAUCCAUUCUUCAAUACAUUGCCUAAUAUGAUCUACAAAAAAGUUGAAAACAUUUGUUUUACAUGUACAUUUCAAAGGAAGUUCAACACAUCAGAAAAAAUCGAUUUGACAAAGAAAAGAAUACUUAGUGAGUCAAUUGCAAUAAAAAAGCCACAAUUUAUCAAAUAUUUAAUCAAAAUACUCUCAAUUAUGCUACCAAAAGCUAAAAAUUUGAAAUCAUUACAUUUCGUGAAUAUAGAUAUUCCUUUAGACCAACAAAGAAUUCUAUUUGAUGCAAUAUCAAAAUGCUCAACAUUAGAACUAUUAUCAUUCAAAAGAAUUGAAAUCUCGGACACUAAUUUUCAAUUACUUUUACGUAGAAUCACUCCAUAUCAAUAUUCAAAUUUAUCUUUUACGUAUUGCAGCAUUACAGCAAAUUCAUUCCAACCAAUUUGCGAUUUUAUACAGCAGCCACCACCUUCACCUGGCAAAAGAUUCAAACUCAAAGUUUUAGAAUUAGAUAAUUGUAAUAUUCCAGAAUCAAACAUCGAAAAGAUACAGAACCUACUAGCAAUGAUCAAUGGAGAAGAGGAUGGCAAGAGUUUCUUAGAACCACAACGCGAAUUUAAUAUAGAAUCAUCAACAUUUGAUGCAAACGAAGAAGAAAGUGAUCCAACAAUAGACAAUGAGUCAUUGAGCUCAGACUUUACAUAUAAACCUCCGCGAGCGUAUUCUGUUGCCCACUCUAUCAGGAGUUUAACGUUUAAAGACAGAUUGAAAAUUUCAAAAAUUGAUGACUUCGAUUCUUCCAAUUCAGAUUCACAAGGAAUCUUAGUUAUUGAUAACGAUCGAGAUGAUUAUCAACGUAGACGCGUACCCACAGAGUUUGACUUCGAAAAAGCUCGUUUAACUUAUAAUUAA
Messenger RNA from Trichomonas vaginalis G3, 1002 nucleotides. Its product is annotated as RNI-like family. NCBI's taxonomy places the organism in Eukaryota, Parabasalia, Trichomonadida, Trichomonadidae. The record is from RefSeq and is a predicted model, not a curated record. Bases 1 to 1002 code for a protein of 333 amino acids. The transcript has a single exon.